Messenger RNA from Amyelois transitella, 1905 nucleotides. RefSeq names its product cytochrome P450 6B1. The transcript is spliced from 2 exons. NCBI's taxonomy places the organism in Eukaryota, Metazoa, Arthropoda, Insecta, Lepidoptera, Pyralidae. The record is from RefSeq and is a predicted model, not a curated record. The coding region runs from base 94 to 1599 and encodes 501 amino acids. Gene Ontology annotation, molecular function: oxidoreductase activity, acting on paired donors, with incorporation or reduction of molecular oxygen; monooxygenase activity; iron ion binding.
AUGAAGAUUUACUUCAUUACGAGUAAUAAUUUAAAUUGUGUGGUGGUAGUCGCUGCCAGUUUCUGAGCGAGUGAGUUUCUACCAUUAUCCAAAAUGAUUCCGGUGCUUUUGGCGUUUAUAGCGCUUUUUUAUGGAGCGUACUAUUAUUUUACAAAGAAUUUGGAUUAUUGGAAGAAAAAAGGCGUGGCGGGACCAAAACCCAUACCUUUCUUCGGAAAUUGCUAUGAAUCAUUUAUAAGGCGAAAAUUUGUGGGCGAUGUUAUCGAGGAGGUCUAUAAUGAUUAUCCAGAAGAGAAAGUAGUGGGUUGCUAUACAAUGAUAACGCCUGUAUUACUAAUAAGAGAUUUGGAUUUGAUAAAGCAUGUUAUGAUAAAAGAUUUUGAUGUAUUUUCGGACCGUGGACUUGAGUUCAGUAAGGAGGGCUUAGGAGCUAAUAUGUUCCAUGCCGAUGGAGACACAUGGCGGGUAUUGAGAAACCGUUUCACUCCCCUGUUUACAUCGGGCAAAUUGAGGAACAUGACGUACCUCAUGACAAACGUAGCAGAUAAAUUCUUAACAUACGUGGACACGCUUGUGAGCAAACAACCAGAACAAAAUUUCCAUAACCUUAUUCAAAAAUACACAAUGAGUACUGUUGCAUCUUGCGCUUUCGGAAUCGAGACAAAUAUGAGUGACGAUGCUUUGAUAGACCGUGUAACAUCAUUUGAUAAUCUUAUAUUUCAAAUAAAUUACUUCCAAGAAUUUGAUAUGAUGUAUCCUGGGGUUCUAUUAAAAUUGAAUAUGUCUAUAUUCCCAAAAGAAAUUAAAAACUUUUUCAAUGAUUUAUCUAAACAAAUAAUAAAUGAAAGGAAUGGUGCCCCGAUUGGAAGAAAUGAUUUUAUGGAUUUGAUACUAGAGUUGCGUCAACAGGGAGACAUCAAAACAGUGCGUCGCAGUGACGAAAAAGAGUUACAAUUAAAUUUCAAUCAAGAUGUGAUCGCUGCGCAGGCGUUUGUAUUUUACGUGGCGGGCUAUGAGACCUCUGCGACGACUUUAACAUUUAUGUUGUACGAGUUGGCUAAGAAUAAACAUAUACAAGAAAAGGUACUGGAAGAAAUAGACGAGGUUCUGAAGAGAUUUGAUGGAAAAGUCACUUACGAUUGCAUUAGCGAAUUAAAAUAUCUAGACAAGGUCUUUGACGAGACCCUCCGACUUCAUCCUGUGGGUAGUUCGUUGCAGAGAAGAGCAGAAAGUGAUUACAAAUUCCCUGGCACUGAUGUCAAAAUUAAAAAAGGGCAAAUUUGUUACAUGUCGAUUCGGGGUAUUCAUCGUGAUCCGAAAUACUAUCCUGAUCCUUAUAAGUUUGAUCCAGAAAGAUUUAGUCCCGAAAAUGUGGGUAAAAGACAUCCAUGUGCUUAUAUGCCUUUUGGCCUAGGAUCAAGGAACUGCAUUGGCAUGCGAUUCGCAAAGGUUCAGAGCCGUAUUUGUGCUGCAACUUUACUCAGUAAAUACCGAGUGGAGACUACAGAGAGGACCUGGAACAACAUGAAGUUAGAUCCCAAGAGAGUUGUCUCCACCCCCGUUGGCGGCAUGUUUUUGAAGCUGGUACCUAGACGUUGAUGAAGCCAUAAUAGCACGACCUCAAUAAGAAUAAUAUAAGACAAUAAAUAGCCAUCUCAUUAGAAACUGUACUAUAGCUGUCAAAUAAUGUUCGAUUGAGAUUUAUUCUGAUGAAACCGUUUGGUGUCACAACCAUCCGUAAACUGUUAUUGUAUGAAUUGUACAACAAAGCUUUCAUAUGAAAUUAAUCUUAACCAUCACAUUCAUAGUACUAUAUUAUUCUUAUAGUCUUUUAUUAUUCCUCGAGCGUCGAGAAUAAAGAUGUGUCUCUAACUUUGAAGCUAACCAGACGGAUAGAGAAAAUAA